AUGGAGGGGGUUAUUAAAUGUAACGUGGAUGCUAGUUUCUCUAAGGAUGCAAUGAUAGUUGGUGGUGGUGUUGUGUUUAGAGAUUCUUAUGGAGACAUUGUCUGGGUUGUGGUCUUUAAACCUUUUCCUUCUUCAUCGACUUUGGUGGCGAAAACUUUUUGCUUUCAAAAGGCAAUUUGUUGGGCGCAGGAGUUUAAUUUCCUGGCUAUGUUAUUUGAAUUGGAUGCUAAGAUUGUUCUUGAUGUCUUGUCUGGUUUGUAUGCAUUCCCCAUUAAGAUUGCUUCAUUGACUUAUGACAUUUCCUUAAUGUUGAACUCUUUUCCAAGGUAUUCAGUGAGUUAUAUUCGAUGGGAUGAAAACAGAGUUGCUCAUUUUCUUGCAUUUAUGUCAAAUGGUGCUUUGGGCGCGGAUUGGAUUCUUUCCUAUUACCCUCCAGAGCUCUUGCGGUUGAUGGAAUUAGACAGGAUUGCAGCUGGUUGUUAG
Cornus florida is the source of this 483-nucleotide messenger RNA. RefSeq lists its product as uncharacterized. NCBI's taxonomy places the organism in Eukaryota, Viridiplantae, Streptophyta, Magnoliopsida, Cornales, Cornaceae. Gene Ontology annotation, molecular function: RNA-DNA hybrid ribonuclease activity; nucleic acid binding. The transcript has a single exon. The record is from RefSeq and is a predicted model, not a curated record. The coding region runs from base 1 to 483 and encodes 160 amino acids.